UUCAAAAUCUCUGAAGAUGCAUGAAAUCCAACAACUACCUAGGCAUGAAAUGCAUGUAACUGGGCAAACUGCUACUCGCCAGUCUGCAAGACCUCAGUCUUGGGACAGGGAUCAUGACAAUCUGGAUCAAGUUGGAUGUACCUGGCAUCAAAGAGGAAGUUUAAAAGAAUUCCAAAUCAGGUAUCUAGCAAGGAAAUUCUUCUACCUGUGGGCAAAAAAGACAUUUGGACAAGUUCUCCCUUACAAAGCCAGAUGCUUUUAUGACCAGAAGAUUCUUCUAAAAGCUUUUGGAGAGUGGAGGGAGCGCUGGACUGUUGGCAGAGAAAGGAAGCUCAGCCUCAGAGCAGACAACCACUACAGGCAUUUUCUCCAUAAUUUGAUAUUCAAGGCUUGGAGAGCCUAUGUAUGCCAACAGCAAGGAAAGAGGAACAAGUAUUAUGUUGCAGAGUCUUACGCAAAGACGCAAAUAUUGCUCAGGAGCUGGCAGUGCUGGUUGGUUUAUGUUGAUGUUCAAAGGACAAAACAUGGGUUGCGGUCUGUGGCAUUGGCAUUCAGGGAGAGGAGCUGUUUGCGCGUAUCGUGGGCAGUGUGGAGAAGACGCUACCAGAAUGGCACUGGACGUAAAAUGAAUAUUUUGGCUCUGCAGCAUUGGGCCCAGAGCCUGCAAUUUCGAGCUUGGUUGCAAUGGCGAGAACUGUAUUUAUACAGCCAGAAUGACAAGCAGAAGCAGACUAGGGCAGUAACUCACCAUCAGCACUGGAAAUUGAAGAGAUGCAUGGAAGCAUGGCUGGGAUACUUAAACCUCCACAGAGUGAAGAAACAUCAGAAUGCGCUGGCCCAAGAGCAUCACCGAAGCAGGAUAGUCCAACAGUGUUUUUCUGACUGGUGGCUGUCGUGUGAGCACAGGAGAAGAAUGCACGCUCACCAAAAGGACGUUGAAAGACUAGCAGCAAGGAUUGCCUUACGGAGAGUUUUUGCACACUGGAAGCAUUAUGUACUGUGUGUGGAAGAGACUGGGCAGUGUGAGCUGGCUGAAAAACACCACAGGCGUCAUCUGUUGAAACUUGGGUUUAAGGGUCUUUGGCAGAAUGUCAUGAACGCUCGUCUUCAGCAAAUCAGAAAAAAUCUGUCAUACCGUCAGCAUCAAGUUACAGUGCUGCAGAAGUACUGGAACUGCUGGAAGUCACGUUUGGAAGAAAAGGAGGAAGAACAGCAACAAGCCUUAAUGUCAGUGGCUCAUGCCCAUUAUAGGAGGGUAUUGAUGAGACAGGUAUUUGACACGUGGUUGUUGAACGCCUGCAAGCGGCAAGAAUACCGAAUGGGAGAGAAGAAGGCUGUACUUCAUUUUGAAAGGCAACUAUUACGUUGUUUCUGGUCCUUCUGGUGUAGAACAGCUGCAAGUUUGGAGGAACGAGAGGGUUUGGCUCAUGCAAGAGAUCACUACAGUAACCUGCUGCUGCUAAAGGCUUUCUCUCUGUGGAAGCAAAGUACUCAGGAGGGAAAAGCCAAGAGGCUCAAGGUGAUGCAAGCCUUAAGAUUUCACUAUUCAAAGUGUCUGCAGCAGGCUUGGAACAAGUGGAGGGAGUAUGUGGGACAUCAGCAUGAGAAGUGGAGGAAGUUGGUACAAGCCGACAUGCACUAUCAGCACACAUUACUGGGCAAGACCUUGGCAGCCUGGAAGGGUUACCAGCGUAACGUGCAGUGCAUUCUAUACCAAGUAGCCGAAAAGGAGAAAGAGCACGCUAGCCUGCUGCUGCGACGAGUUCUGUGUAUAUGGAGAGAAAAUACCCUUGCUCUUAUAUGUGAAGCUAAGGUGAUUACUUGGGCAGAUGAGCACUACAGGAGAGUAAUCCUGUCAAAGGUGUUGCUACAGUGGAGAUGCGCUGCCCUGUUGCAAAUGGGUUGCCGCCAGCAGAAGGUGGCAGCUGUGAUGGAGGCCAGAAAACAUUUGGAUACAGUGCGCUUACAGACCCUGUUCCUUCACUGGAAGGAGUUAACUAGACAGUGUCUGAUGCUGAGGGCCCAGCAGCACAGGGCAGUAGAGCAUCACCAGCAGCACCUACUCCAGAAGUACCUGGUGAAAUGGAGGAAGUAUCAUCAGCGGUGCCUGGGGAAGAUGCUGUUACAGAGACAGGGAGAUCAGCUAAUGGCUCAUAGACUUUGCUCUGCUUCCUUCUCUUGCUGGAAGAUGCGGCUGUUGCAGCAGCAAUGGGAAAAGCAGAAGACCUUGCAAGCAUUGUGGCACUGGUCCCUUUCACUGCAGAGAAAGGUAUUUAAUGCUUGGCUCAGAUUUGCGAAGGGACAACAGCAGAAGAAAGAUGGCCUUGAAAAAGCCCGACAAGUUUACCAUACUGCUCUUCCAAGAGAAGAUGUAACCCAGGUCUUGUUAUACCCAGCUGGCAUGAGGCAGUUGGAGGGACACCUCCAAGCCCAGCACCAGCUGAAGGCAGCCUACAGCCUUCACUAGUCAGUGUAUCGUUGUGCCAUGCUGUGGAAACAGAAGGCGCUCUCUAAUAAAUUGUAAGCCUAAUAAAUUAAUAAGCCUCAUUCUUUUUUGCCACCUCUCAAGAAGCAGGUGACAUUUAACAUGCCUGACGGUAGCCCUGAGACAAGAGGACAUUCGGCAGAGGAAGAGCCAUGGCCUUUGAAAUGCCGUCAUCUGCCAUCUCACCUUGCUGAUGGGGACUUGAUUCUCGGUGAUCUAAAUGCUAUUCAAGGAAGGUUACUGCCACAGAAGCCUGACUUCCUUCUGGAAUCUCUGGAAGGCAAGGAACUGCUGGGACCUCCUUUUACUAGAUCAGAAGCACCUUUUCAGCAAACAUUUAGGAACAAAUGUUCUGCGCAGGCUGGGAGCUUAGUGCCCACACCUCAAAUGGAAGGAAGUACCUGUAAAUGUGUACCUCAGAUGGGCAAUACCACUCAUUCCUGUCCAUCUCUCACACAUGCUGCUCUCCCGUCUGUCCCACUGUUGACACGUGAUGUGCACCACACUGUUCAGAGGCCGGAGCUGUGGUUUCCUUCAUCUUUCAUGCACCAAACAAAAGCUGGAGCAGAAACGAGAGGACGCCAGCCUGUGAGUAGUCAGCAAGGAGCCCAUUCCCGAGACUGUCAACAGGACUCCGUGGAGAAGUUGCGACCAAACUUGCAGCCGCAUUUGCUGUCACCUGAACACUUUGUGGGAAAAUGGAGUCACCAAACUGCAGCUGAAAGGGAAGAAAGGGAGCACAAUUCCAGAGAAGAAAUGAUGUUACGGAGAAAGCUGGAAGUUGAACUCCAACACAUCCAACAGCAGAUGCAGUACUAUUUCUGCAGGAAGCAAGAGCUCAAGUCCUGUCAGCAACAAGCAGAGAUUCUACAGAAGUGGCUGGAAACGAGCACGCGAGCAGAGAAGGAAUGUGGUAUAGAAGUUCAGGAAGAAUUGGAUCAGUUGCAGGUGAGGAUCAAGGUGCUCACCAAAGCACACCUAAAAGAGAGGCAGCAUGUGCAGAACCUGGUUGCCCGCCUGCGUGAUAUCCAGAUUGCUCUGGAUAUAUAA
This is a messenger RNA of Apaloderma vittatum (bar-tailed trogon), 3535 nucleotides long. RefSeq names its product Sfi1 homolog, spindle assembly associated (yeast) (gene SFI1). Gene Ontology annotation, molecular function: phosphatase binding. The record is from RefSeq and is a predicted model, not a curated record. NCBI's taxonomy places the organism in Eukaryota, Metazoa, Chordata, Aves, Trogoniformes, Trogonidae.